Ricinus communis (castor bean) is the source of this 1948-nucleotide messenger RNA. Its product is annotated as beta-glucosidase 11. The transcript has 13 exons. Bases 268 to 1803 code for a protein of 511 amino acids. Lineage: Eukaryota; Viridiplantae; Streptophyta; Magnoliopsida; Malpighiales; Euphorbiaceae. Gene Ontology annotation, biological process: carbohydrate metabolic process. Gene Ontology annotation, molecular function: beta-glucosidase activity. The record is from RefSeq and is a predicted model, not a curated record.
UUAAAGAAGUAUGAACAAGAGUAAGAGGUAUGAACCUCGAGUCAUUUUUUAUGCAAUAACUGAAUUUUUUUGCCUUAAGUACAUUUAAAAAGAAGAAAUAUGGACAUCUUGCUUUUGGCUUGUUGCCUUGGCUAUAAAUAAAACUUGGACAUUUUAUAAGUACACUACUCUAUCACUACUGAAAGAGGCAGACUCAACUUGGCAGUAAUAAAAGGACUGCUUUGUUACUUCUGGAUUAAACUGCAGUAGUUAACCGUGUGAUUAAGAAUGUUAAACAUUUAUCACCUGCUAAUUGUUUUCCUGAACUUAGCAGCGGCAAUCUUUUGUGCUGAUGAAUAUAGCAGAGAAGAUUUUCCUCCUGGCUUUAUUUUUGGUUCUGGCACCUCUGCUUAUCAGGUGGAAGGGGCAGCAAAUGUGGAUGGAAGGAGUCCUAGCAUCUGGGACACCUUUGCUCAUGCGGGGAAGAUGGGCGGGGAGACAGGAGAUGUGUCAGUCGACCAGUAUCACAAAUACAAGGAAGAUGUCAAACUCAUGGUUGAAACAGGGUUAGAUGCCUAUAGAUUUUCCAUAUCAUGGCCAAGACUCAUCCCAAAUGGAAGAGGACCUGUCAAUCCAAAGGCCAUACAGUAUUACAACAACCUCAUCGACGAACUUAUCAGCCAUGGCAUCCAGCCACAUGUUACAAUGUACCAUUUUGAUCACCCGCAGGCACUUGAAGACGAAUACGGAGGAUGGCUGAGCCGGAGGAUUAUAAAGGACUUCACAGCUUAUGCAGAUGUCUGUUUCAGAGAAUUUGGUGAUAGGGUUCUAUACUGGACUACUAUGAAUGAGCCCAAUGUCCUUCCAAUUUUGAGUUAUGAUGUGGGAUUGUUGCCCCCUAAUAGAUGCUCUCCUCCAUUUGGAGUCAAUUGUUCUCAAGGCAAUUCCUCAUCUGAGCCUUACUUGGCAGCUCAUCACCUGUUGUUGGCACAUGCUUCAGCUGCGAGAUUGUACAAGAAUAAGUAUCAGAGAAAGCAAUUUGGAUCCAUUGGGAUAAAUGUGUUUGGGUUUGGGUUUUUUCCUCUAACAAACUCAACAGAGGAUGUGCUUGCAACUCAAAGAGCUAACGACUUUUUUGCUGGACUGAUAGUGAAUCCUCUGGUGUUUGGAGACUAUCCUGACACGGUGAAGAAAAAUGCAGGGUUAAGACUACCAUCCUUCACCGAUCAUGAAUCCAAAGUGAUUAGAGGUUCAUUUGACUUCAUUGGAGUGAAUCACUAUGUUACAGCACUGGUCAAAGACAACCCCGCCAGCCUAAAUUUAGAGCAUAGAGAUUAUCAAGCAGAUAUGGCAAUAGAACUUAUCACUGUUGAUUUGGCUAAUUCAUCAUUUGAGUAUCCUAUUAGUCCAAGGGGUAUGCAAGCAGUGUUGGAGUACUUCAAGCAAGUUCAUGGCAACCCUCCGAUUUACAUUCAUGAAAAUGGGCAACGGACCCGACGCGCUUCAUCCUUGGGAGACACUUCAAGAGUGAAAUAUAUGCAGGCAUAUAUUGGAAGUGUGCUUGAUGCUAUUAGGAACGGAUCAAACACAAGAGGGUAUUUUACGUGGUCCUUCUUAGACGUCUUUGAGUUAUUGGGUGGCUAUGAAACAUGCUUUGGUCUCUAUUACGUGGAUAUGAAUGAUCCAGAACUGAAAAGAUCUCCUAAGCUUUCAGCCCAUUGGUACGCUCAAUUUCUGAAGGGAAGAAGAAUUGUUAGUUCAGAUCCAGUUAUUCAGCUUCCACAAAAUGUAUCAGCCUUUUCUAUUAGUCACUUGUUUCAGUAGAUUACAGAUCUAUCAAAAUCCUGUAUGAUAUACCUGAAAAAAAGAAAACGUUAUCCAUUUUAUGUAUGUGAAUUAAGUAAUGCUCAUGCUCGAAAUAAAGUUCAGUGUAUAUCAACAAUUAAAUGCAGCAGCAUUUCUUUCAAAA